Messenger RNA from Elaeis guineensis (African oil palm), 1074 nucleotides. NCBI's taxonomy places the organism in Eukaryota, Viridiplantae, Streptophyta, Magnoliopsida, Arecales, Arecaceae. The record is from RefSeq and is a predicted model, not a curated record.
UUUAAAACCCUAAAACCCCCCAAUCCCAACCUUAUCUCCAUCCCCUCUUCUUUCCUCCCCAACGUCUCUCUCUCUGCUGCUCCAAUGGCGACCAUGAGCUCGUCCUCCCUUUCCUCCCUCAAAGCCCAAAUAUUCUCAUCUCCGAACCCUAGAAUGAUCCCGCGCCCCGCCCUACACCCCAACUCCUUUCUUCUCCCUCCCUCGUCCCGCUACCGGCCGGCCUUCCGCCCGGGGGUGGCCCGGGCGAUGGCUGUGGACGGCGAGUACUCCUCGAGGAGGAGCAGCAGCAGCGAGCCGAGAGAGACGAUCAUGCUGCCUGGAUGCGAUUACAACCACUGGCUCAUCGUCAUGGAGUUUCCUAAGGACCCCGCCCCCACGCGGGAGCAGAUGAUCGAGACCUACCUCAACACUCUCGCCACCGUUCUCGGAAGCAUGGAGGAAGCUAAGAAGAACAUGUAUGCAUUUAGUACAACUACUUAUACUGGUUUUCAGUGCACUGUAUCCGAGGAGACUUCAGAGAAAUUCAAGGGAUUGCCUGGUGUUCUUUGGGUACUCCCAGAUUCCUAUAUCGAUGUGAAAAACAAGGACUAUGGAGGUGAUAAAUAUAUAAAUGGGAAGAUAAUUCCAUGUACAUACCCAACCUACCAGCCAAAACAACGGAGUGGUUCAAAAUACCAGAGCAGGAGGUACGAGAGACGGAGGGAUGGUCCAUCUGUACGGGGAAGACCAAGACAAGAUGCUCCUCAGCCCGAGUCAGCUUCUUAAUGGGCUAAUGCUGUUUUGCAGGUAGAUCAUUAAAUGUUAUGCACCAAUGAAAGGAUGGCACUUCACCAAAUCCUAUGAUCUGUUACUACCUAAUGUCAAUUCUACAGUGAGAAUCAUCUUUUCUGAUGAUAGAAGUAGAAUUUGCUGAUGUGAGAUGAGUAGUGUCAUUAUCAAGUGGCUGUUCAUAUAUCAUGCAAUGUAAGUUUUCUGGUACUUUUUAAAUUCAUUAUAUGUCGUCUACUACUACUUGCAGAAUUGGAUAUAUUAUUUAACCACAUGCUGUCAUGUAUGCAACUCUAAAUUAUAUUC